AUGGCGGGGCUGCGGGGGAACUUCGCCCUAAGCACUGGGAACCCAAAUCUCGCUGAUUGCCUGGAAUUUUCAAAUUCGAACAACCCAAUCGAAAAUCAUCGGCCCGUACGAAUCUGUCUAGUAUUGCGCAAACAGGAAUCUCAAGUCCAAAUUUCUCCCACAUUGCUAAGCGGAAAUAUGGGAAUGAGGGAUAUGGACGGGAGGGUGUUGUUAAAUAUGGAGAGAUUAGGCAGGGACUCGAAGAAGCUGUGGCUCCAGUCAUUAAGCACAUCUCCCGGAAUAUCAUACCUUUCUCGGGCUGACUACUAG
Molecule: messenger RNA, 309 nt
Organism: Histoplasma capsulatum G186AR
Lineage: Eukaryota; Fungi; Ascomycota; Eurotiomycetes; Onygenales; Ajellomycetaceae
Exons: 3
Coding region: 1-309 (102 amino acids)
Source: RefSeq, a predicted model, not a curated record